CAAAAUCAAGAACAGGCUAUGGAAUUUCAAGAAGCUGGUUCAUCAUCAACAAGAGUAAAGAUUGACUUUGUGCAGCCGAUGGCACACAAAGAGAGCAAAUGGAACCAUCGCAAAAGCUUGGCCUGGGACACUGCUUUUUCCACCAACCCUGGAGUGUUAGAUCCUGAAGAAUUGUUUGGGAGCUUAAAGAUUGACGAGAAUGAGAUUGAAGUUGAAGUAAAUCAUAAUCACACACUUCCUUCGAAAACCGAUGCUCGUCCAAGUUUUGCUUGGGACAAUGCUUUUUUUACCGAUCCAGGUGUUCUUGAUGCUGAGGAGUUGUGUCUUGUGAACAAUGGUUUCACCAGUAACACGCAGCUUCGUAAGUCUGCUGAUACGACGACAACUCAAGGAAGCAGAUUUUCUGUGGCCAGCAUUGAGUUUGAUCUGUUCCACGACCUGAGAGCCUCUUUACGUAAUUCACCGAAUGUGAAGCAGACAGUAACUCAAGAGACCCAUCGUAAGUUACCAGAUGGUAUAAAGAGGACUAAAGGAUACAAACAGAAAGUUCAACCUUUGAGUCUCAUUCCUCAACCAAAAGUGUCUUCUUCUUCUUCUUCUUCUUUUUCUUUAUCAUCCAUCUCCAAAUCUUUGACUCCUAGUCAAGCUAUACGCGAGAAGAAAUGUGUUGCAAGUGAACUCGAGAGGAAUAAGGAAAAACACAAGAAUCAUGGUUUUGAAGAACAAUCUGGAUCGAAAUCUAACAUAAGGUCAUCGUAUUCAAGUUACGCAGUCAAGGACUUGACAUCAUCCUACUCUGGUCUGAGGUUACCACUUCCAAAGAUGGGAUUUUUCGACUCGCAGGAGAACGGAGAGAAAGAAAACAGAGAACCAAAUGCUCUUGAAGCAAACAGAAGAAGAAGACACAAAUCCAAACUUGAGACUUCUUCUACACCAGAAAACCGCAGCAUUCUGGGACAACGCAAAACACGAAAGUGAAACGGGCAAUGAUAUAUAUGUCUUGGGUGCGUUACAAGGCAUCGUUUGCAUGUUGAGUUGGAUAAGUCAACUGUCUUCUUUUCUUUUGGUUGUAGUAGCUGCCUUUUUUUUCCUUUGUUGCUUUAAGAAAUAGCCCGAAAAAAAGAAUGUUCUACAUUUCGGAGCAGAAAACUAACCGAAUGAGUUUUUGGUCGGAUCAUCGGAUCGAUCAGAUAUAUUUUGAGUUACGAACUGUUAUAAAAAAAGCCAUAAUUUUGUGUUGAGUUUGC
Molecule: messenger RNA, 1247 nt
Organism: Arabidopsis thaliana (thale cress)
Lineage: Eukaryota; Viridiplantae; Streptophyta; Magnoliopsida; Brassicales; Brassicaceae
Exons: 7
Coding region: 19-978 (319 amino acids)
Molecular function (GO): microtubule binding
Source: RefSeq, marked reviewed